Messenger RNA from Amoebophrya sp. A25, 3803 nucleotides. NCBI's taxonomy places the organism in Eukaryota, Dinophyceae, Syndiniales, Amoebophryaceae. The record is from the annotation of a GenBank genome assembly.
GACUUGUUGAUUAACGUUAUGGUUACAUCGCCUGCUUGUGCUUGCGGCAUACUAAGAAGCCUCUUGGGUAUUCAUUGUAAAACUGCUGGAAAUUGCAUACGUACGAUAAAAGGAGGAUGAAGGCAGAAGUUUUUUGUUCCGCUCGCUUCGAAGAAGUAGAGUGGGUCUUCGGCAGUGAUCUGCUUUGCGAAACGCUACGUCACUGAGAAACAUUCGCUUACUCCCUUCGUUCGGCAUCCGAUUAUUUGGCUGUGUCGAGUUGCGCUUGCGUCGCUUUGUACUUUUCCGUAGCAAGAAGAACGCCAUCGGAAAACCGGGGUUGCUCGCGAUGUUUAUGCCUACUGUCUCUCGUCCUGUAGCGCGGCGGUCGCUGCAACUGCGAUGGGCCGUACUGCAGGCACUGGUCGCGCAGUAUGUGAUCGGCUGGUCAGCGUACACGCGGCGAGACCCCAGUACGUAUGACAAAGCUUGGUCGACGGAGUCGAAGCAUGAUGAAGCGAGGUCUCGAACGGACUGUUGGUGUGAUACAAAAAAAGGAACGAAGUAUUUUUGGAACAACAUGCUGGCACAAAUUAGAUUCGGAGUUGAAAACGAGCAUCAGAACCCGCACUGGGUUCACGGGGUGUGCUCGAAAGCCUACCCCUACAUCUUCAAGAUGGUUUCAUACGAUGACAACGACUCCUUCAUUCUCAACACAGACUGCAGUGGUACCCAUGGAUGACCAUGGAUAUUUAUUUGCAAUAUUGAUAUUGAUCAAGACCGUGUGCGAGUCGUAGAUGAAACCAGUUUGAUUUUUACUUGUUUCGCUGCAGAAAGUGUCUUAUGAAAUUUGAAUUUGUUUCUUAUGAGCACAGGAGGAAAUCCAUAAAUACACUUAAAUCAGCCGGUUUAUUGUCGAUGAUCGUGGUGUGCGCGCGCUCGACUGCACUGGCAGGUCGAGAGGAAUCUGAUGCAGAUAAGUGGGUGACGCUGCCCCGCGUGGUAGCAGAGGAGGGGGAGAGUGCGGAUGACGUGGCACAUCCUAUGGAUUUUCGGACAUGUCGCGAGCUAUGUGAUGCAAACGCAGAGUGCAAGUCAUUAGCGCAUGGUCCCUAUGGUUGCCACCUGAAAAAGAAGUGCGUGAACGCAGAUACGCCACUCGCGCGCGAGCAUCUUUUUGAGGACAUGCCGGAGGCAGAAAUCUACAAGACGCAUUACAGGAAGGACGAUCCUGACUGUGCGCCGAAAGACAGAGGUGCACUAGGAAAUGAAAAUAGAUAUUUGGUAGGCGAGCACGAGACUACUGCCGUUACUCGGAUACCCUUCGGACUGCCGAAUGUUUCCGGCCGAAAUGAAAAGCCUGAAUCCAAGCGGUAUUGCAUAUUCGUGCUGUUUACGAAAAAUGCUAGUUUUGUAGCCGUGUCUUUUUUACCCUCGAUUCGCUCCGGUACACACUACCGGUUUCCGGCUGCGCGCAGCAAAGGCUGUAUUGGGUGUGAAGCCCAUAAGAAUGACACAUCAAUUGCACAGAUGUUCGCUGACUCUGAUGCGCUUUUGAGAAUAUGAUCUUGUUCGUAAAAAGCUUCUACUGUGCUGUAACUUGUGGUCGAAAAAUCCGUUGUGCAGGUACGACUCGCUACCGGAGAGCAAAAAAGAGGAGUUAGCAAAUUUGAUGCUUUUCACGAUUCGCACUGGAGAAUUUUGCCUCCAUUGUUUGGAUGAUAGCAACUGGCCCUUCACACUUCGAGAAAUAAACGAAAACUACUCUCUUUUCCUCGAAGACCGAGAGAGGUUUACCUGGAAGCGAGCAGACCACGGCCUUGGCACUGGCAUACGGCCCCUCGUGCACGUGGAUAGCGGUGAGGCUGGUAUGCAUUCCGGUUCAACAGAUGCAGAAGCAGUCGCCGCUGGUAUCUACUCGCUACAAGAAGCCAGAGAUUCUGGGGAGAAUGCGGUGGAGGCCGUGUUAGACCUCAGGCAUAAGUGGGCACUUCAGAAAUUCCAGAUAAGGUGGACGCGCGCCAUCGACUCUGAAGUAGGCUUUUGGUACGGUCGAUUAUCGCCCGACCCCGAGACGAACUUACGGAUCGACUCACGCGCGCGACUGCAAGAGUGGCUGCAGUCUGGUGCGGCGCCCUGGGCUUAUGACGACAUGUGCAUGUACAUCGAAAAUUGUGGCUCGAGACGAAAUCGGACGUCCCUCCACAUAUUGAACGCGGGUAGUGGACCUUUCGCGCCCAAGCAGCUCACGUGUAAGGACCUGAGUUGGCCUGAUGGGGACUUUUCCCGACUGUUGAAGACAAGCCCAAUAAGGCUCAAGCAGACCCGUGAUCAGGCAGGAACCGUGUGUGUAAGUGGUACCGAGGAGGGUUACGGUGGGGGUGGUCUACAAGAUGGAGGUGCAGCGAAGAAAUGUAAGAGCGUCGAAGAAUUCCAAUCAAUUUUCGACGACGAUGGCGCAGCUGGAGGCAACGUAGAUGACACUGGCUCACCAUCUGACGCGGGAUCGUCCUGGGGAAGUAUGGGGUCAGCAUUAUUGGCCUCGAUGACAGGCGGGGAUACGUCACCGGACGAUGUAAACGCUUUGCGAGAGGAUACAGCCGGCUCUGAGUCCAAGGCUGCGAUAAGGUCUCCCACCGCGAAAGGAAUAUCCGUCAGGACAGAACAGGAAGCCACACUGUCGGAGCUCACGAUACCAAUAACGUCGGCAGAUGGUCUGGGCAAGUAUUAUCUCCAGCUCUACGACGGUUUCGACAUGGUUCCGCCAACGAACUUGCCCGUCAAUUGCCAUGUCGAGAAGCUCUCCGAGUGUUUUCCAGUCAAUUACUUCGACAUAACGCACAUGAGGAACGCCCUAGACCAUGUUUUCAAUCCGCUGAUUGGGAUACAUGAAAUGCUGCACGUGACAAGGCCCCGCGGCUACGUGCUAUUGAGACAUGCACAAAACGAAGGCGUGCCAGGCGAAUUUCGAGUGGGAUUGCACCAAUGGGCAUUCGAUGUGGACGUGAGAGAGUAAUUCGGCUGUACUCACCUCUAUAUUGCGUAAGCAAAUACAUGCCUUAAUUAGAGUUAUUCGUGGAUGGGUUGUGUGCACUCACAUUCGCCUGAAGGCGUGUCGUGGUACUUCAACGAAAUGAGUCCGAGUUUCCUUCUUUGACUGCCACUGUUUAGGUACGUAACGCGUCCGGUCGUCGGAUUUCCAUCGCCGCAGCGAGUCGGACGGGGGCACUUCGUUAUUUGGAACCCGGAACUUCGUCUGGACGUUACCGAAUACCUGCUCAGUCAUAACCUUGUUUCAGAAAUCGUGGCCGACUUAGUUCCGCACCCAUCCGGAAAUGCAGCUCCGGAAGAGAAAUUUGUCUGGGUUGAUAUCGUCAAGUGAACACGGUGAUAUCGUCGGAUCGCUUUCGUCGUUGUCAUUGUAGAGAUAGGUUUGGUUCAGAGGUGCAUCCGGAAGAUACGAGUUCCGAACGGUUUCAACUGUAUGGCCUGAAGCGCCAGUAUCCACGACUAGUAGGUUUCAAUAUUGAUGACUAUCUCCUCGAGAAUAUAGAUGCGAUGAAAUGUGAAUAAUGCUCCGCAUAAUGAUGAUGCUUGUGUGAUAUUCCUUGCAGGUCUAAACUAUUCUAUCAUCGUGCUGGAUUAUGGUCAGUGUGUGCUGUAACUUCAGCCAGAGAGCACAUAUUAUGUUGGAAUUUGUCAUGCAAACGUACGAGACCAUGUCUGUUAUUGCAGACACUUGGUCAUGAUCCGCUGUUCUUAGUUCGUCCCAAUCCGUGAUGCUGCGGAGACCACAUGCGGUGCCCUACGCUUAUUGUUGUCGG